AUGAGCGCCACCACUUUCGCACCACCACCUCGGCCCAGGUUCAAGACAAGGUUAGUAACGUAUCCCUACUUCCCUGUAGAUGGGCACACAGCACAUUGCACUGGGGCUGGAGCUGGAGCUGGAGCUGGCUCCAACUCGUGCGAAGCGACGUCUCGGGGAGAUGGCUCGACGGGCGAACGAAUGCGGCGUAACGAAUCCUCUCUUGGUGGCUUUCCAGCUACAGCAGAGCGUCAUUACUGCUUUUGAUGCUCGAUGACUAGGUCAGACAAGUCAAGCACCUCCGUUGCAGCGACGCAGCUCGUUCUCGAUUCCACGCUCACAGUCGAGCUCAGCUGCCUUCAAGGCCCCCUCGAGCACGGAAUGAGGAUCCAGAGCUAACAUCACUUCACCUUCGUGCAGUUUCAAGGCCGUCCGAGCCUACGAACCUAUCCACACGGGCGGCAAAGUCGUGCUCUCCGGCGAUGGAUCCUGGCUCGUUUCGACACUGGACGACCAAGCGCUCGUUAGUGACAUUGCAACAGGAGAACGGAUACAGCUCCUAAAAGGCGUAAGAUUCGUCCCUUUCCCUUAUAUGGCCUCCAUUCUCCCAACUGAGCCCAUCCCCUGCCUCAAUGUGUUCCCUCUAUCAGGACUCCUCGGCGGUCACGACCUUGGCCAUCACCCCGACCCCCGCCUCACCUAAUGCAGGUGGAUACCUCUUGACCGCCUCCCGAUCUUCGGCACUCCACCUCUACUCGCUCCCUUCUUUGACCCUGCAUCGCAGCAUCGCCAAGGCCCACUCGGCACCCAUCAUCACCUCCGCUGCAGACCCCUCGGGAAGACUUUUCGCGACCGGUUCCGCCGACGGCAUCGUCAAAGUCUGGGAUGCCGAAAACGCCCACUGCACCCACGUCCUGCACGGCCACGGUGGUCUCAUCUCCGCGCUCUUCUUCGAUGUUGGCGCCGACGGCCGAGCGAGGUUGGUCUCGGGCGCUGACGACUGCAAAAUCCGAGUGUGGGAUCUGCACACGCGAGAAUGUGUUCACGUCCUCGAUGGCCACACCUCGGUCGUGACGGGCUUGCAGGUCACCAAAGAUGGCAAAAACAUGAUCUCGGGUGGACGUGAUCAGGUCGUCAACUUGUGGGAUCUUGAACGGGGAGUGCUGAGGAAGACGGUGCCCGUUUUCGAAACGCUCGAAGCCGUCGGAUUCGUCCAACUCCCGGAUCAAGUCGCUGUUUGGACGGCGGGUGACAAGGGCGUCAUCCGGUUGUGGGACCUUCGAAACGGCGAGGAAGUCAACAAAGAGCAGCGAGGGAACGGCAAAGGGAAGGUCCAUGAGAUCAUCCAGGUCAUGUGAGUAGACUCGGAACUGGCCCCGCCACAGACGAUUGUCUCACUCGUGCCCCGUUUCGAUUUGCACGCAGUCACAACGCCACCACCUCGACCUUGACGGCGGUCUAUGUUGAUCAAAAUAUCAUCACUCGGAGUCUCCCAACCCUCGAAGUGGUCCGCCAGAUCGUCGGCUACAACGAUGAAGUCAUCGAUGUCGCCUACCUCGCGCCGAGCCGACCAGAGGACGAGUCCCAUUUGGCCGUGGCGACGAAUUCGGAUUUGAUCCGCGUCUAUGAUCUUGCUCGUUUCAAUACCUCGUUGUUGGAGGGCCAUAAUGAUGUUGUGCUGUGCCUUGCGCGGUCGACCGAUGGUAGCGUUCUGGCGAGUGGCUCCAAGGACAAGACCGCGAGGGUAUGGCGAUCCAAGUCGUCGGGCAAAGGAUGGGCGUGUGUCGCCAGUGCCGAAGGGCAUGUCGAAUCCAUAGGCGCCGUCGCCGUCUCCAAGAAGGAGCGCAAUUUCCUCGUCACGGCGUCGCAGGACCGGACGGCCAAAAUCUGGGAUCUCGCUUCUGCAUUGGGCGGUGAGAAGGAAGGCGAGGUCAAGGAUGAUGCGGCAAUCGUGGCCUUGAAAUCAUUGACGACACAGAAGAUUCACGACAAGGACAUCAAUUCGUUAGACAUCUCACCCAACGACAAACUGCUCGUGUCCGGAUCCCAGGACCGCACGGCCAAGCUCUUCUCGAUCACCUACACCGCCAAAAUCAAAUCCUCGCCACCGACCGCUGCUCUGUCUCUACUCGGUACUCUGAAAGGCCACAAGAGGGGUGUAUGGAGCGUCAAGUUCUCGCCCGUCGACCAAUGCGUGGCGACUGCUUCGGGUGACCGCACGAUCCGCCUGUGGAGCUUGGCCGAUUUCACUUGCGUCAAGACGUUCGAGGGGCAUACCAACUCGGUGCUGAGAAUCGACUUUUUGACUCGAGGGAUGCAGCUCGCUUCGUGCGCUUCGGACGGAUUGGUCAAGGUUUGGAACGUCAAGGACGAGCAAUGCGUGUCGACGCUCGACAACCACGAUGAGAAGGUCUGGGCAUUGACGGUUGCCAAGGAUGAGAAGCAUCUUGUCUCCGGUGGUGCGGACUCGGUCAUCACCGUUUGGCAAGACAUUACGGAGGAAGAGGAAAAGGCCAAGAUUGAGGAACACGAGGAUCAAGUCCUGAAGGCGCAGGACUUUGAGAACUACCUCUCGAUCAGGGACUACUCGAAUGCGAUCCUGUUGAGUCUGUCCAUGGACCAACCGAGGCGAUUGCUCAAACUCCUGACCGAGGUCCGACUCGCCGCCUCGGAAGAUUUGAAGAGCUACACCGGUUCGAGUCAGGUCGAUCAGGUGCUGCAGUCGCUCGGUGAUGUCGAUCUACGACAACUUUUGCUCUACGUCAAGGAUUGGAACACAAACGCGCGCACGUCCGAGGUCGCUCAGGGUGUUCUCCACGCGAUCCUCAAGCUUCAUUGCGCCGAGAAGGUGCUCGAAUGCCUCGAUCCACAAAAGCCGAAAGAGGACCAGGACCAGGACGUCAAUUUUGGCGUGGCAGACGAUGACGAUGAGGAUGAGAUCGUGAAUGACGAGAAACGCAAGGAGCGACGACGAGAAUUGGCGAAGAAGCGACGCACCGAGAUCAAGGCUGGCGAUCUGUUGCAGGCUUUGAUACCGUAUACGGAGCGGCACUUGAGUCGGGCCGAUAAGAUGGUGCGCGAGAGCUAUAUCGUCGAGCACUUGCUGGGUCAGAUGAACAGCUAUGAGCUCGAGGCGGCUGCCGUCAAUGGGGCGAAUGGCCUGCAAGCCAUGGAGGUAGAUCUCGACGUGGAUAGAGCUGAUGCCGUAGCUGCUUGGGCGGAUGAGGACGAGGAGGAAUGA
Molecule: messenger RNA, 3220 nt
Organism: Microbotryum saponariae
Lineage: Eukaryota; Fungi; Basidiomycota; Microbotryomycetes; Microbotryales; Microbotryaceae
Source: the annotation of a GenBank genome assembly